CUGCGAUUCUCUUUCUCUUCCCCCGUCGGUCGGUCGGUCGGUAUAAAGAUUUGCAGACCAGAUUGUUGAACAGAUGCAAGUGAAAGAGAGAGUAUGAAGGAGGAAAAUAUCAUAACGAAACCCUAACAGACUAAUCGUUGUCGAAAGUGUUUCCAAUGUGGAAGUUUGCGUCAAAUUGCAUUGGAAGUGGUAUAAGAGGAGGGAAUCUGAAGAUAAAUGAAAAAGCUACAGAAUGCACAGAUGAUGAUGAUGAUGAUGAAAUAUCUUCAAAUUGUUCAUCAAGGGUUGGAGAAGAUGAAGGACUGGAGUGUCCUAUAUGUUGGGAAUAUUUCAACAUAGUAGAAAAUGUACCCUAUGUAUUAUGGUGUGGUCACAGUGUUUGCAAGAAUUGCAUUCUGGGAUUGCAAUGGGGUGCCAUUAUUAAGUUUCUUCCAUUGCAGCUUCCACUCUUUAUAUCAUGUCCUUGGUGCAAUUACUUAUCUCCACGUCUGAUAUAUAAGGGAAAUCUCAAGUUCCCAUGUAAGAACUAUUUCUUACUAUCAAUGGUUGAGAGUAGGAAUUCUCAAAGAGUGAAAUCUCAUUCUUCAUUCUUCUGCCAUCAUGACAACUACUGUCCAUCGAGGGAACAACAGUAUAAUCAUAUGAGUGUGAAUUGUUAUGAUUUGGAGAGAUUGGUGCAGUAUAAUUGGUAUGUGAGAAAGUGUGUUGGAUUGAUUGUUGAGUUGAUGACAAAGUUCCCGCUUGUUGUAAUAUUCAUGGUGAUUGUGUUGUAUGCAGUUCCGGCUAGUGCAACAAUCUUGGCUCUAUAUGUAGUCAUCACGGUUCUGUUUGCGCUUCCUUCGUUCCUUAUUCUGUAUUUUGCUUAUCCCAGUUUGGAUUGGCUGGUGAAGGAGAUCAUUACUUCUUGAAACAGCAGCAGCAGCCAGCUUCCCCUGUUUCUAGUCAUUAUUAUUAUUGUUGUUGUACAAUUUGAUCUUACUAGAAGCUUGUCUUUGUAUGCAUUGUUUUUGUUGUUGGUCUUGUUUUGUACAUAAGACUAGACAAAGCCCAAGUCCCCCACAAUGGGUAUGCUUUGCCAGAUGUUAAGUGGUUGUAUUAUUAUUGUCAAGUAAAUGGUAAGCUACUUGAAUUGUCUCA
Molecule: messenger RNA, 1137 nt
Organism: Impatiens glandulifera
Lineage: Eukaryota; Viridiplantae; Streptophyta; Magnoliopsida; Ericales; Balsaminaceae
Exons: 2
Coding region: 156-908 (250 amino acids)
Source: RefSeq, a predicted model, not a curated record